Molecule: messenger RNA, 3732 nt
Organism: Mytilus trossulus (common blue mussel)
Lineage: Eukaryota; Metazoa; Mollusca; Bivalvia; Mytilida; Mytilidae
Exons: 4
Coding region: 162-1070 (302 amino acids)
Source: RefSeq, a predicted model, not a curated record
UAAUUAUAAUAAAAUGGAUUCCACAAAAUACAAAAUAGCAUUAUUUUACGAGGAUUUCUCAUAAUUUUUUCACUUCCGGGCGCAGUAAUACGUAUGUUUUGAAGUAGCUCGAAGAAUUUGACAGUCAAAGUGAAUUGAGAAGAAAACAGUUAGAUAUCAGAAUGAACACAAUACAAGCUCUCAAGACAAAUGGAAGGAACCAACCCUACCAUGUACCACUUAGGGCAACUGUUGUAAAACAAGGCCAAACAAGAAACUACCAGCUAGAUGGAAAAAGCAAAUCCACCACCAAAAUUGGCCUUGCCGAUGUUACUGGAGCCAUGCUGGCUCUUUGUUAUGAUGAAGGAAAAGUUACCAUGAUGAAAGAGGGCAACCAAAUAAUGAUGAGAAACUACAUUUACAGGGACAAUACCAUCAUUAUAACCAACCAAACAAAGCUAUCAAGGACAUCGGCAAUGGGUAGUAUACCUACUGGAUACCUGACGACAGCAAAGACCCUGAUAGAGGACGUAGAUAGUCCAACUAUGAUGAUAAAUGCUGCCAAAACAGCAGGAUUAUGCCAGGCUGUUUGUAUAAUAGCAAAAGUGGUUAAGGAAGAAGCUACUACUCAGAAAACACUAUCCAAAACUCAAGAAAAGGUCGACUACAAGGCCAUUACCCUUAAAGAUGACAGUGGUGAAAUCAAACUGUCACUUUGGAGACAGCAUGCCAGUCUUGCCCUUUCAGUUGGGGAGUUUUACUAUGUAGCAAAUGUAAAAACUCAUGUGUUCAACAAUGAAAUGUCACUGAACAACACAUACAACACUAAAAUAGAGAUUAGAGAAGCACCAGUAAGAAGUAUUAAUGUAAUAAUAGAUGGUUAUUACAUGGAAGUCAAUCAUAUAGUGUUGGUAUGUAAUAUACCAGGAACAGAAGAAUACAAAGAUUAUAAAAUUGAAGAAGACCUGAUGUCAUCCAUUGUUGGUGAUGGCGAAGAGGUAGACACUGUCCUACCCCCACUACUACCUCUGUCUGUUAUGAUAGAGGUAAAAGGAAAUGACAGUGAAAUACUGACAAUUAAUAUAUGUUAAAUUACAGAAUUUAGUACAGCUGCUGUUUGACAGUGUUCUCCCCAGAUAUAUUUAUAAAGGGCAUACAAUAUAGUUUUCAAAUAGCAUUAAUUUUUUGUCUGAUUUAAUCAAAUAUGUAACAAAAAAUAUAUAUCAACUUUAAUAAAUAUCAACAUGGGCUGUCUAUAUAUCAAUAUGAAAAGAAAUAUGCACUAUUUGCAAUAUACAGUUUAUAAAAUUUGGUCCACAUAAUCCGCCUGCAAAAUGAAACAAAAUGUCAUUUUAAAAAUAGGGGUCCAUGCACUUGCUAUCAAAUUAAAUUAGUUUAAUUGAUAAGAAUCGGUAGAAAAAUGCAUCUUUUCCCGAUAUGUCACAAUUAGACAUCUCUAAAACAACAUCUUACGUUAGAAACAUCAUUACCACCCUUGUUAGCACCAUGGUUAAUGUACUAUCUUUUUCUUAAAGAAUUAAAGAAUCCCAUCCAUAUAAUAAUCUGUAAGAAAAGUACUUAAGAUAGCAUCACAUUUUACAAUAGAGCAUCAAAUUUCAAUGAAGGUUCUGGGGAGAACACUAGCUUUUUUACCAACAUAUAUUAUAAAUAUUAUCUGCCCAUGCAAACUUGGUUGUGAUAUGACAUAGUAUACCUUGUAUAUUUUCCAACAUAUAUUAUAAAUAUUAUCUGCCAAUGUAAACUUGGUUGUGAUAUGACAUAGUAUACCUUGUAUACAAAUACAUGAUUAUAUGAAUGAAUAUUGUUACUUGGUGCAAAUAUCUAUGGAUAAUCUGUUAACAUAAAGUUAUAAAUUUUACAUAGGUUAUGAGUCUUUAUCAAAGGUUAUCCUGAAAAAUAUAAACGAUAGCAUGACAAGCUUAUAUAUAUUACAUAUCAUACUGAUAACUAUUAUUUAUUGCUUGUUCAGUCUCAGGCACUCCAAACUAACUUCCAAUGAUGAUGUGGGAUGGGAUGUAAAAAUAAUGCAAAUAUUAAACUUUCCAACAGUAUUAGAUUUAAAGAUAUGUCCAAAGAGUACAAUCUUGAUAGUAACUUAACUGGAUAAGUCAAAUAUUAUUGUUGAUUUAUAUAUGUAUAUAUGUUGAAAUUAUUAUGUAGUUUUUAGAAGAUAUUUUUACUUUGUGAUGCAUUUUUAUGAAGUCUUCAGAAGAUAUUGUUACUUUGAUACAUUUUUAUGAAGUUUUUAGAAGAUAUUGUUACUUUGUAAUUUAUAUUUAUGAAGUUUUUAGAAGAUAUUUUUACUUUGUGAUGCAUAUGUACAUCACUAUGAUGUCCAUUGUUCAUGUUGUUACUGAAGAUAUUUAGAGAUAUGGCUAGAUGCUUGCCUAUUGCUUUACACACACACAGUUAUCAUAUGUAUGUAUAUGUUGAAAUAACUAAAGUUCUAAGAAAUUUAUAAUAUUUGGUGCUACAUAUGUGCAUUUAAAGGAUGCAACAUAGAUACAUAGAGCUUUAGCAAGUAAUAUUUCUAAAUGUAUGAUAAACUAUCGUUAACUUUUUCUUAUAUGUAUAUAUGUUGACAUAUUUAUGUAGUUGUUAGAAGAAUUUCACUGUGAGAUUCAUAUAUGCAUCAUAAUGAUGCACUAUUGUUACUAUAGACACCAUGAGAUAUGACUAGAUACUAAACUUUAUUUACACACAUUUAGUUGUCAUGUGUAUGUAUAUGUUGAACUAAUCUAAGUUAUAAGACAAUCUAUUAUAUAUUGCAACUAUAAAAUGCUUAAGUUUUUUAUGAAACAUGAAGCUUCAGAAAGACAAUCGUUAACUUACAUAUUUCCUUAUAAAUGUUGAAAUUUUUAUGUACUUCUUACAACUAAUGUAUAUAUAAGAAGAUUAUUACCUUAUGAUAUACAAAAUAGUAUAAUAACAAAACACAUAUAUCCAUAUAAAUUAUCUUUACAAAAAAAGACAAGUCAUAUGUAUCAUAAACUAUGUAUACAACUACAAUAAUAUUCACUACCUGGAAUAUAAAUUAUUUAUAACACAACUUCGUCAUAUAACUGAAAACAUAUAUUAUACAAAACCAAGAGUUACAAAAAGUAUACCAAAUAAUUAUGAUAUACAGAUCUCAAACCCAAUACAGUCAAUACAUAAUUAUAUAUCACAUAUAAUAAACACCAAUAUAAGCAGAACAUUAGAAUAAUAUGAUUUGAAAAAAUAAAUACCCCAGGUUGGGUCCAACAAAUCAAAAUACAUACAUGUAUAUAUGAAAAUAAAAUUAUUAUAUAUACACUAACAUCUAUUGCCAGGUGGAGAGCAACUACAAAAUAAAACCUAAUAUGUAAUACAUGUACUAACAUUUGUUGCCAGGUGGAGAGCAACUACAAAAUAAAACCUAAUAUGUAAUACAUGUACUAACAUUUGUUGCCAGGUGGAGAGCAACUACAAAAUAAAACCUAAUAUGUAAUACAUGUACUAACAUUUGUUGCCAGGUGGAGAGCAACUACAAAAUAAAACCUAAUAUGUAAUACAUGUACUAACAUUUGUUGCCAGGUGGAGAGCAACUACAAAAUAAAACCUAAUAUGUAAUACAUGUACUAACAUUUGUUGCCAGGUGGAGAGCAACUACAAAAUAAAACCUAAUAUGUAAUACAUGUACUAACAUUUGUUGCCAGGUGGAGAGCAACUACAAAAUAAAACCUAAUAUGUAAUACAUGUACUAACAUUUGU